UUUCUCAUCUAUUUUUCUAUAUCCUCUCAACUCUCAACUCUCAAGUGUCAAUCUUAAUUUCUACUUCCAUUUUAAUUCUCAUAUUAUUAUAAUUCAUAUAUUUCAAUUUUCAAUUCAAAAUUUUCAUAUUAUAUCAAUAUAUAUAAUUAUGUUAUCUCAUAUUUGUUAUCAAGUAUUUGUUGGAGUUUUAAAUUACAAGUUACAACAAACCACAAGCUUCAACAAUCGGUUCAACGUUUGCUAUUAAUGCAGACGUUUGGUGAAGAAGUAGAAGCUGAUUUGGGAGAAGAGGAGUUAGAAGAAACACCUACUAGCUCGGUGACAGAAGUUUCAAAUGAGACUAUCAAUUUACCGGAGCAAAAUUUUGGACAUUCAUCCCUUAUACCUCCCACAAGGGAGAAGGUGAAGUAUCAACGCGCUAAAACUUCUAUUGUGUGGCAAUUUAUGACUUUCAAUAAAGAAAAUAGUGUUGCUAUUUGUAAUAAGUAUAAGCAACCUUUUAAACAUAAACAAGGUGGGGGUCAAGGUGGAAUAGGGGGAUUAAAUAGACAUUUGUUAUCUUGUGUGCCGAUUCAAUAUAAAGAAGCUAAAACAUUAGCCAAUAGAAAAAAAGGAAUUUCAAUUAAUGAAUUUGAUAUUACCGGUAAUGCAUCGAUAGGGGCUUCUAACAUGGUUCAAGGAACAUUAGAUCCUUUUAACCCUGUUGGUGCAAUAACACAACGUAAAUAUAAUAAGAAAUUAGAUCGAAAAAUUUUAGCUAAAAUGGUUUCUGUUUGUGGUUUGCCUUAUAGUUUUCCUUCAAAUCCCAAUUCUAUUGAAUAUAUUCAACAAACUUAUAAUCAGAAUUAUAGAGGCUUUUCAAGAAAUACUGUUAAAUCUGAUGUUUUUGAAUUUCAAGGUAAACAUUGUCGAUUUCUUCGUUGUAUAUUUAGCAUAUUAGAUAGUAGAAAGUCUAUAACUUCGGACAUGAGUCGUAGUGUUAAUGGAAAUGAUUAUUUAACUAUUACUGCACAUUGGAUUGAUCAUAAUUGGAAUUUGCAAAAAAAGAAUUAUAAGUUAUAAACUAUGUAUAGAGAAAAAAACUGCUGCAUAUUUAGCUUCAAAUAUUUUAAGUGUUUUAGAUUAUUACAUGAUUAUAGAUAAAAUAAUGUCUGUCGCAUUAGAUAAUGCAUCUAAGAAUACAAACGCUGCUAAAAUGUUAAAAAUUAGAUUAUGUCCAAUUCACAAUAAUGUUUUUCAUGUUAGAUGUGUUGUACAUAUAUUAAAUUUAGUUGUACAAGAUGGUAUUUCAUUAUUUGAUUUUGGUAGCGUAAAAAUUGAAUAUGCCGUUACCUGGAUUUUCAUACAAACAAUGCUGCUAGAAUUGGGGAAUUUAAUGAGCGUUGUUUACUAUGUGAAUUGUCACCUAGAAAAAUUACAAAAUAUAUUAAAACAAGGUGAAAUUCUCUUUACGAAAUGCUUUCGGUUGCUUACAAAUAUAGAAGACCCAUACAAAUGUUUUUUAAUGCUUAUAAUGCUGACCAAUUAGAUAGAAUUUGUGAUGAAGAUUGGGAAGAAACUAAAGAACUAUUACAGUUUUUAAGACUUUUUUAUGAUGCUACUACCAUGUUUUCUAGAAUUUAUUAUCCUACUAUUUCAUCCGUAUUAAUAAAUAUUUGUGCUCUUACAAUUCAAUUUUGUAAAUAUAAAAAAAUAGAUAAAUUUAGAGUUGCAAUUGAAGGUAUGGUUGAAAAAUUUUAAAAAUAUUUUUUUACUAUUCGUCAAGUUUUUUUUACCGGCUACUUUACUUCAUCCCGCUUAUAAAUUACAAGGUUUGCAAGACCUUGUUGACACAUUUUAUGAAACUUAAGAAAUUUUACCGGAAGAAAUUUCAAAUUGUCAAACGUGUGAGUCUAGCAUAACAGUAGAAGCAAAGCUGAAAAAUAUAAAACUACGAAAAAUUUUCAAGGAGAAGUUGGUCAAACUUCUAAUGUUGAGAUUGAUUUGUCACUUCCAAUUUCAACUUAUGUGCGAGGUAUUCUUGGUUUUAAUUCUAUUAACCGUGAUGAUUUUGAAGAAUAUCUUAAUCAAUAUUUAGAAAUAUUGGAAAUCAAAGAUGGCAACAAAGAUUCAUUAGGAUGGUGGAGUAGGCGAACCGAUGCAUUUCCAACUUUGAGCAAAA
Solanum lycopersicum (tomato) is the source of this 2161-nucleotide messenger RNA. The record is from RefSeq and is a predicted model, not a curated record. Lineage: Eukaryota; Viridiplantae; Streptophyta; Magnoliopsida; Solanales; Solanaceae.